This is a messenger RNA of Lagopus leucura (white-tailed ptarmigan), 3919 nucleotides long. It is a transcript of the gene TFEB, whose product is annotated as transcription factor EB. Bases 1527 to 3044 code for a protein of 505 amino acids. Gene Ontology annotation, cellular component: nucleus. Gene Ontology annotation, molecular function: protein dimerization activity; DNA-binding transcription factor activity, RNA polymerase II-specific; RNA polymerase II cis-regulatory region sequence-specific DNA binding. Gene Ontology annotation, biological process: regulation of transcription by RNA polymerase II; humoral immune response; positive regulation of DNA-templated transcription. The record is from RefSeq and is a predicted model, not a curated record. The transcript has 8 exons. NCBI's taxonomy places the organism in Eukaryota, Metazoa, Chordata, Aves, Galliformes, Phasianidae.
GGCAGCCUCCUGCCUCCCAUUUUUUGAGAGGAGCCCUGGGAGCCUCAGAGUGCUCUGAGCAAGGCAGAUGUGCUCUCCCUGCACACUUUGGGGGACGAGGUGCCCGAGAUGCUGGCCACUUGUUGGUCACCUUCCUGCUGCUGCUCUCCCUGUGCUGUCACUCCACUCCUAGCCAAGGAUGCAGCUUGCUGGGGCAUGGGGCCAUGUGGAGCUGUUUGCUUGGAAAAGGGUGGAUGAUCCCAAAGGUUCCCCUUGAAAUCCUAUCCGUCCGUCCCCUGGUGCUAACACAUCCCAGAAAACACCAUUGUCUGGGGCCAGUGCUUUUACCCCUCUAGCUCUGGCUGUUUGGAUGGUUUACCCAAAGUCCUGGCUGUCCUCUGAGGCCUUCCUUCUUGCCUUGCAGUCAGCAUUUGGGGUUAUGGUGUCCCUCGUGUGCAUGAGCUGUGAUGUGUCCCCACUGCGUCGCGUUGCUUACUGCAGGCCGCCGUGGCCCCUCUGGCUCCCAGCAGCCCCGAGGGAUGCUGCUCAUCCCACAUCCUGCCGCUCCGAAGCUCCAUCUGAUGCCUGUCCCAGGCUCCUCCCAUCCCCCUUUGGAUGGGCCACCAUGUCUAAUUAAUUACCUUCCUCUUGCCGUUCAAUAGCUGGCUCUUGAUCCAUGUAAUCGUAUUUCUGUCCAUGCUGGCUUGAUUUAAUUUCCCCCUUAGGAUAUUGUGUGGCACUGCGUAUCAGAUGCCUCUCCGAAGCCCUGGUGUGUUGUCCCCACCGUGCCCCCUUUGUCUGCAAUUACGCAUUGUAUUUAAACAGCAGAGCCCUCCAGAUCUGACUGGCUGUAAACCAGAGCCUGGAUGCCCGGCUGUGCUCCGUGUGCUGCGAGAGGGGAUGGGGACUCUGCACAGCCCCAGUCCCACACAGCAGCUCCAUGCCCCCAUCUGAGCCCCACGUGGCAACCUGGCACCGUGGUUUGCAGCGCUUCACACCCCUGACAGGUCGUCCCACAGCUGUCCCCUCACCCCAUGGCUGUCCCCUUUCCCAGCAGCCCUGUCCCCUGCUCUCCCCGGGCCGCCAUCCCCUCUGUGCAGAGGAACAAGGGCUGUGCUGUGUGUCCCUGCACCCCGCUCGCGUGCCGGCCCUGCACAAAGCCACAUUGUUUGCCCGUGCUGCUGGGUGCAGUGCCUGGCACCACACUGCCUUCUCUGCCCAGCCCUCCUUCGCUUUCUUGUUCUGAUUUGGGCUGCUCCUGGCAUCUGGCUUGUUGCUCUUGCUUUGUGCUGUGUUUCAGUGUUGGUGGCUCAGAGCGAGCUCCUGCAGAUGCUCAUCUGAGCUUCUUGGGCUCAAAGACCCGCCGUGCUCCAUCUCCUCCAGGCUGUCCCCACGUGCCCUGUCCCCUCCUCCCUCGCUGUGCCCGGGGAGCUGCAGGCAGAGCUGUCUGUCAUUAGAGUCUGACUCACCCGCAUUCAGGCGGUGCUCAGUGCCCAGAUGGCGGCACACAGACUGGAGGCUCUGUUGCCCCAACAUAGUGAAGUCGGAUGCGGGGCCGCUCCUGCAGCUCAGGCAGAGCACACAAGGCAUGCCUGCUCCCUCCCUGCGCCUCAGUUUCCCUACCAUUGUUCCUGAUGCACAGCAUUUCCCCCUCCCUCCUUGCAGGGUCACCUCUGUGCCUGGCCUGCGUCCCACCGCCCCGCUGCACCAUGGCGUCCCGCAUCGGGCUGCGGAUGGAGCUGAUGAAGCAGCAAGCACAGCAGGAGGCCGAGCGGGAGCGCGCUCAGCAGCAGCUGAUGAUGAACUACAUGCAGCAGCAGCGCAUGCCGGUGGCCUCCACCCCCGCCAUCAACACCCCCAUCCACUACCAGUCCCCACCGCCCGUGCCUGGAGAGGUCCUCAAGGUGCAGUCCUACCUGGAGAACCCCACCACCUACCACCUGCAGAAGUCACGGGACAAGAAGGUUCAGGCGUAUCUCUCUGAGACCUAUGGGAACAAGUUUGCUGCCCAUGUCAGCCCUGCCAGCCACUCGCCAAAGCCGCCCCCGGCUGCGUCCCCCAGCGUCCGGCCCGGCCACGUCUUGUCCUCCUCGGCGGGCAACAGCGCGCCCAACAGCCCCAUGGCCAUGCUCAACAUCGGCUCCAACCCUGAGCGGGAGUUUGAUGAGGUCAUCGAUGACAUCAUGCGCCUGGACGAUGUUCUGGGCUAUAUGAACCCUGAGGUCCACAUGCCCAACACGCUGCCAAUGUCCAGCAGUCACAUGAAUGUCUAUAGUGGGGACCCCCAAGUGACCGCCUCUCUCGUUGGUGUCACCAGCAGCUCCUGCCCCGCCGAGCUCACCCAGAAGAGAGAGCUGACAGAUGCUGAGAGCCGAGCCCUGGCAAAGGAGCGCCAGAAGAAAGACAAUCACAACCUGAUCGAGAGGCGGCGAAGGUUUAACAUCAAUGACCGCAUCAAGGAGCUGGGGAUGCUGAUCCCCAAGGCCAAUGACCUGGACGUGCGCUGGAACAAAGGGACGAUCCUGAAAGCUUCUGUGGACUACAUCAAGAGGAUGCAGAAGGACCUGCAGAGAUCGCGGGACCUGGAGAACCACUCUCGGCGGCUGGAGAUGACAAACAAGCAGCUGCUACUCCGCAUCCAGGAGCUGGAGAUGCAGGCGCGCGUGCACGGGCUGCCCACCUCCUCGCCCUCAGGUGUCAACGUGGCUGAGCUGGCUCAGCAGGUGGUCAAGCAAGAGGCCGGUGCAGAUGAGGGCAUGCUGCCCCCCCCGGACCCUGAGUCACAGCCGGUGCUGCCUCCACCGCCGCAGUCUCCUUACCACCAGCUGGACUUUACCCACAGCCUGAGCUUUGACGACGGCUCCCAGGGCUUCCCGGACAGCCUGGAACCCGGCCACAGCGCUUCCUUCCCUUCCCUAUCCAAGAAGGAGCUGGACUUGAUGCUGCUGCAGGACACCAUGCUGCCCUUGGCCUCCGACCCCCUGUUCUCGGCCGUGUCCCCUGAGGCCUCCAAGGCCAGCAGUCGCCGGAGCAGCUUCAGCAUGGAGGACGCAGACAUGCUGUGACGAGGGGCUGCGCCCGCGCUGGGGGCGAGGACUGGGCCUUCGAGUUUGGUUAGUGAAGUCACGGGGCACUCUUCCUCCUGGGGGAGGAGCCCGUCCUGCUGAGCACUUGAAUCUACAUAGGAGUACAUUUUCUCUAUGCAACGGGGGUCUCGCUUCAAGGCUCACCGGGUACCACCAUGUCUUUUGCAAGCUUUUUUGUUGCCCAGAGCUGGAGCCAACCUUCUUGGCUUGCCGUGGCGUUGGCCUGGCUGCAGCUUUUCCAGCCAGGCAGCAUGAUCUCGGCUGCUUCGCCUCCCACCGUGUCCCUGCUGUGCUCCCUGUGUGGGCUCGGAGCUCCACGUCCUGGGUGUGAUGCUCACAGCUCUCUGCCUCGCUGCCCCCUCCCAGUAUUCCCCUGCAGUGCCACUGAUGGCGUUGUCACAGUGUCACCUCCCUGCUGGGGCUCCUCCUGACAGUGCCUCUCCAGGGCAGCGGGGAGAAGCAGUGCUCCAGCGGAGCAAGCAAAUUCCCAGGGCAUGGGAGGGGAUGUCCUAUGGAAUUUCGUCGCUUCGAUGUCGUGGAGGUCCAGCAGCACUGUGUUCAUCAGCCUCCACCCCACAGAAGUGCCUCUGCCCUGAAACACCACACUAUGCUCUCAGCUCAGGAGCAGCAUGUGGUUUUGAUGAUGACUCUUUGCAUGCGUACCGAGAGCGGACGUCCUGCCCUGCAUCAGCGUGGCAGCCGUGCCAGGGGUGGAUCUGUGCCCAUUGCUAAACCUGAGCAUCACUUCUUGUUCCACUGUUGGCAGCAUGCUCCCAGCCUCACCGGUGGGGCUGUGAGGUGUUGGUCAUUGCUUCCCUGGCAGUGAGGGGGGGGAGCUGGGGGUGUGAGGGGGA